Scomber scombrus (Atlantic mackerel) is the source of this 1431-nucleotide messenger RNA. RefSeq names its product dynein axonemal assembly factor 11 (gene dnaaf11). Gene Ontology annotation, biological process: outer dynein arm assembly. NCBI's taxonomy places the organism in Eukaryota, Metazoa, Chordata, Actinopteri, Scombriformes, Scombridae. Gene Ontology annotation, cellular component: cytoplasm. The record is from RefSeq and is a predicted model, not a curated record. Gene Ontology annotation, molecular function: protein binding. The transcript has 12 exons.
AUGGUUUACAUCACAGAGGACUUGGUUCGCCGGCGGGCCGAGCACAACGAGUGUGAGAUCUUCUCUCUGGAAGAAGUUUCUCUUCAUCAGCAGGACAUCGAGAGGAUCGAACACAUCGACAGGUGGUGCAGAGACCUGAGGAUCCUCUACCUGCAGAACAACCUCAUCCCCAGAAUAGAGAACCUGGGCCGCCUGAAGACGCUGGAGUAUCUGAAUCUGGCUUUGAACAAUAUCGAAGUCAUUGAAAACCUUGAAGGCUGUGAGAGUCUCCAGAAGUUGGAUCUGACGGUGAACUUCGUCGGUCGGCUGAGCAGCGUUGAGUCUCUGCAGCACAACGUUCACCUGAGGGAACUCUUCCUGGUGGGAAACCCCUGCACUGAGUUUGAGGGAUACAGACAGUAUGUGGUGGCCUCGCUGCCUCAACUCAAGUUUCUGGACGGCACAGAGAUCAACCGGUCGGAGAAGAUUCGAGCCCUUCAGGGUCUGGAGGAGGUGAGGAGGCAAGUGUGGCAGCAGGAGCAGGAAUACGUGAGGAAAAGAGCAAGAGAGAAAGAGGAGGCACAAAGGAAGGCGGCAGGAGAGGAGAGGAAAGGAGACAAGGAGGGAAAGCCGGGUUUCGACGGUCGUUGGUACACUGACAUCAACAACACAAAUGUUUUCUGUCCCUGUAGUCCAGGGUCGAAGGAGGAUAAGGAGAACCAGGAGGUGGAGGAGAUCACGGACUCGGAUGAGGAGCGACGGGAGAAGGAGUUCUGGCACACGCCGUGUUCAUUUACCCCCGAAUCUCGUCUGGAGACUCACCGCCACCUGGAGGAGAAGAAGAGGGCCGAAGAGAAGUAAGAGAAGAAGCCGAAGGCUCCAAGAACUCUGAUAACUGCUGACGGACGAGUCCUGAACGUCAAUGAACCCAAGCUCGACUUCUGUCUCACCGAGGACGAUGAAAACAACUUGAUCAUCUUAGACCUGGCUGUAUACAGACACAUGGACACCUCCCUGCUAGACAUCGAUAUCCAGACGACGUACGCCAGAGUGACCAUCAAAGGAAAGAUAUUUCAGAUGGUGCUGCCUGCCGAAGUGAAGCCGGACAGCUCGACAGCGCAGAGGUCCCAAACCACCGGACACCUGGUCCUCACCAUGCCCCGAGCUGAAGGUGAAAUCAAAGUGACAAAGACCGUCCCACGUCCACCCAGAGCCUGUCAGAGCAGACGCAGCAGCUCGCCCACAGACAACAAAAGAAGAAGUAAAGUUCCUGAGAGGUUGGAGGUCGACCCCAGCAAACACACAACCGUCGACAUUGCCAACAUCGUACCGCGUCAGAGCGUUAAAGAAGGUCCGCUGGAAACAUCUGGAAUCAGUCCAACGACCAACAGCACCAGCUGCAGCUUCUCUGAAGGGUUUGUGGAUGAUCCUGAUGUUCCUCCUCUCAUAUAG